UCUCAAUCUGAUCAUUCUUCUCACCACAAUCAAUUUGCUAUCUUUGCCACCCCAUUGCAUCCUUUCUCUUCUCCAUCUUCUCUUUCAACCACCUGAAAUGGCCACUGCUGAGGUUGAAUCAGUUCCGGCAACAGUGACAGAGGAUGUUGUAGCUGAGGUGAACACAACCACUGAGGCUCCAAAGGCAGAAGAGGUGGCUCCACCUGCAGCUGCUGCUGAUGAACAACCUGCAGAGACAAAGGAAGAAGGAGCAUCAGAAACUACAGCACAAGAAGUGGCAGCUCCGGUAGCUGAAGAGGCUGAGACCAAGGAAGUGGCGGCGGAAUCUGGAGCUCCGGCAGCAGAGCCUGCAGCUUCUGAAGAAGCUAAGGCAGAAGAGGGUGUUGCAGAGGAAGUACCUAAAGAAGAAACUCCUGCUGAGGUUGCUGAGACCACGGCGGAGGAAACUGCAGCGGCGGUGGCUCCUCCUGCUGCUGAGACUGUGGUGGAAUCUGCUGCUGACUCUGAAGUUCCAGUGGAAAAGGCUGAGUAGAUUCAGAGUUAAGGUACAGUGGUGAAUGAAAGUGGAAAAAAGUGGGAUGCUUCAUGGGGAGUGGGGACUUUUAGACUUUGAAUGCCUUUAUUUUUCUUUUUAUUACUGCUAUCCUCCUCUUAUCAUUAUUGAGGAUUAUGAUGAGGGGGAAUGUUUUGUAAUGUCAGUUUGCUAUAUGUUUUGAUGAGAUCAUGAUAUCAAUAUGCAGCUCUAAAUAAUAUCACUAAUAAAUUUCCUUGUGGAAAUA
Molecule: messenger RNA, 779 nt
Organism: Ipomoea nil (Japanese morning glory)
Lineage: Eukaryota; Viridiplantae; Streptophyta; Magnoliopsida; Solanales; Convolvulaceae
Product: cytochrome c1-like
Exons: 2
Coding region: 98-532 (144 amino acids)
Source: RefSeq, a predicted model, not a curated record